AUGACUAUACCCUUGUUAUCUGAACUUUUGAUAGUAUUAUCAAUUAUACAACAUAAAGCAUGGUCCCUUCCGUUGAUGAAAAGAGAAGGUGAUGGUUAUAUUGAUGAUGGCGAGUCUGCAAUCACCUUGAUAAUAGUACUCAGUAUAACGGUAUGUUCAAUCAUGUUGGGACUUUUGGCUGUUCUGCUCUGUGCUUUACUUAGAUUUGCUUUGAAGAAGAAAUAUCUAGCGCUAGAGAACACAAUACCAGGGUCGUUAGAUGAUGAAUUUGAAAUUGAAGAAAGAUUGAGUGAAUUAUCCCCAAAUGAACAAAACCUUUAUAGAUCAGGUCAAGAUUUCAUUAAACAAUACCCACCUGUUAAUGAAGAAUUAUCACUUUCAACACAUUUGUUAAUACAAGAAAAGGGGAUAGAAGCUUGGGAUUUCAUUCCUGAUCCUAAUUUACCAAAUGAAGCUAUUUUCAUCAACAAUAAAACUGAAGUUAAUUUCACAAAUUAUGACUAUCAAUGUUCAAUUCAAACAAAUCUACCAAUACCCAAAUUAAAUGACGUCUAUUAUUUUGAAGCCAAAAUAUUUAGUUUAGAAGACCCAGAACAUACAACAUUAUCCAUAGGUCUUUCAACAAAACCUUACCCUUAUUUUAGAUUACCAGGAAGACAUCAUUAUUCAAUAAGUUAUGAUUCGGAUGGAUCAAGAAGAUUUAACAAUUCCUUUAAAUUGAACGAAAAGGAAAGUAACGUAUUUCCAGAAUUACAACAAGGUGAUGUUAUCGGAAUUGGUUAUAGAUGUCGUAGUGGUACUAUUUUCUUUACAAGAAAUGGUAAAAAGUUAAGUGAAAAGUCUAUUGGUGGUCAUAUAAAAGGCUUCAGAAUGAACAACAUUUUUCCAAUAAUUGGAUCUAAUAACCCGUGCUCAAUUCAUGUGAAUUUGGGACAAUAUGGUUAUGUCUUCAUUGAAGCUAAUAUCAAGAAAUGGGGUUAUGCAUUGAAAGAAGGUACAAGACCACCUCUACCUGAAUACAAUUCAUCGAAUAAUGAUCUUUUAAUAGAGUCGUCUAAUGAAGAUGAUGACGAAAUCAUAGCACCACCAGACUUUUAUUCAAAUGCUGGUUAUCAAUCUUCAAUUGGAUCUAAAAAGAGUUUUAAUGACAAUAUUACCUUAAACUCUUUACCACCAAAUCCACCAACUUACGAAUCUGAUGAUCAAGAAGAAGACGAACAAUUAAUAGCAAAUACUAGUAAUAAUCAAUUUUUAGGUGUUGAUGAGGUUGAAGACUAUGAAGCUAGAAAUAGAAAUAGUUUUGAAGUUACACCGGACGAGGAGGAGUCAUAA
Molecule: messenger RNA, 1332 nt
Organism: Hansenula ciferrii
Lineage: Eukaryota; Fungi; Ascomycota; Saccharomycetes; Phaffomycetales; Wickerhamomycetaceae
Gene: EAR1
Product: Ear1p
Exons: 1
Coding region: 1-1332 (443 amino acids)
Molecular function (GO): protein binding
Source: RefSeq, a predicted model, not a curated record